AUGCCAAGCUUCAACUGCGAUGGUUGGAAAUCGCAUACCACUUGUAUCUCUGAAGCCCAAAAAUAUCAGAAAUCUCUCUAUCAAGCCCCCAAAAGUAAAAAGUCCAAUGAACAAAAUCAGCAGCACUCGAAGGCUCCUUCCCUACCCAUCGCCCCCGUCAAUUCGAUAUCAGCCAAACAUUCUUCAAUAGCCGCCGAGCCUGCGCUUAUCGCCGCCGAAAAGCCUGCCACUGUUGUCGAACAGACUGCUCCCAAAGAGUCGAAAGAAAAACGGAGUAAGAAGGACAAGAAGCGGAAAUUACAAGCUGUGGAGCAGCAAGCUACACCUGAUACUCCUAAUACGACUCAAAACAUUGAAACCAUCAUCCCAACUCAAGAGAACAAGAAACAGAAACUGGAAGAAAAUGGCCAAGGCAAGGAAGAAACAUCUUCUAAGAAGAACAAAGAAGAAUCUACCGACGGACUGACCAAAAAAGAAAAACGAAAGAAGCAAAAGAAGGCUAAGAAAGAACAACUAGACCCUAGUCAAUCCAUUGAUGGUACUCAAGCAGUGGACGCUCCGAUUCGUGUGCAUCAACGACUCCCGGAAUCGCUGACCCAUCCAGAGAUUAUCAAAGCGAUCCAAGGGCUGAGUCGAUCCUCAAACCAAGGAAAAUCGAUGACGCUGAACGAGUUGAUCGAUGGCGUGUUGAAAACUACAGUCUCUACUCAUCAUCCCCAAAACGAAGAUGCUUCAGCGCAGACUGAUCAGGAGAACACCUGGAGGUCGGCCCUCCUCGAGCUGUUCGGCUCUCAUCUCCAGUUUGUCCGGCCGACGACUGACCAGAGUUCGGCGGUUGGGCUGGCUUGGAAUGGCUCUCCUCUGUGA
Messenger RNA from Puccinia graminis f. sp. tritici CRL 75-36-700-3, 867 nucleotides. RefSeq lists its product as uncharacterized. The coding region runs from base 1 to 867 and encodes 288 amino acids. The record is from RefSeq and is a predicted model, not a curated record. NCBI's taxonomy places the organism in Eukaryota, Fungi, Basidiomycota, Pucciniomycetes, Pucciniales, Pucciniaceae. The transcript is spliced from 5 exons.